Molecule: messenger RNA, 705 nt
Organism: Prorocentrum cordatum
Lineage: Eukaryota; Dinophyceae; Prorocentrales; Prorocentraceae
Source: the annotation of a GenBank genome assembly
AUGACGUCGGUGGUCUGGGUCCCGGGCCAAGGAUGGCCCCGGCCUGGCCUGGUCGUGGUGUAUGGGUGCCCUGUGCGCAGAGGCGUCGUCCGGCCUGCUGCUCUUCUCGCAGGAUGGGCGGGUAGCGACGCGCAUUUCCCGCAGCCCCGACAUCGAGACGGAGUACCGGGCUGUCGGCGGAUCGUCUCGUGCCUCGACUCGGUUUCCGCGGGCCAGCUGGCCGCCCUGCGCGCGGGGCUGGAAGCGUGCGCCGCUGGCCGGGCGCAGGUGGUGGCGUGCGAGGCGGAGGGGCCGCCUCGCGGCGGGGAGGGAGCGCAGCUGCGAGUGGUCGUGCGGGGGAUGCUGCCCUCCGCUAAGAUACACCAGACGUGCCAGAUCGCCGGGCUCCCCUCCGCUGCCGUGGUCCGGACCAGGCUGGGCCGCAUCCGGCUCGGCGGGGUCCAGGUGGGCCUGUGGACGGUGGUGCCAACCAAGGACGUGUUGGAGACGAGUUGGCGCAGACGGUCUUUGAUCGUGAGCUGGGAGUUCCAGGGCAUCGCGAUGGCGUGUUGCCACGCCUCGAGAUCGUCCGCCAGCGAGUCCAGGACAUCGAAGAGCCAGCUGCGGGUGCGAGCUGAACGCUCGAAAGCUAUGCGGCGCGAAAGCUAUGCGGACGUUGAGGUCGAGAAGUUUGGUGCCCCGCGAACUGAGACCACCGCGACGUGA